Messenger RNA from Cyphomyrmex costatus, 1834 nucleotides. RefSeq names its product protein lines homolog (gene lin). NCBI's taxonomy places the organism in Eukaryota, Metazoa, Arthropoda, Insecta, Hymenoptera, Formicidae. The transcript is spliced from 2 exons. The record is from RefSeq and is a predicted model, not a curated record. The coding region runs from base 16 to 1749 and encodes 577 amino acids.
CCUCCAAUCAACGUAAUGGAGGAGCCAGUUAAGAAGAAGCAGCGCAUCGAGGUUAGCGCGGGCAGCAAAAACUUGCUCACCGACAUCGAGGAAUUGCAGAGAAAUCUACUUGCUCGAUGCUUAUGCAAUAUGCCGGAAAGCAGUUUGCGCAAGCCGUUCACCACCUUCACAGUGGAAGAAGCUGACGGUAGCAUCCGUUAUGCCGUUCUGUCUGACUGGGACACGGUUCAAAUCUUGGAAUAUCUUAGCGCCCUGCAGCUACUGUUCGACCUUGCCAUCAAGCAAAACACGAAAAAUGUUAUGUGCAAACGAGUGGCAGACGUCUGCGACGCAGUUGCGCGGAACGAGCACGGCAUCGUCGAUCAGAUUAUCGAUCUGUCUUACACGACCAACAAGUUCGUGUCGUAUGCAGCGAGUCGCGUGCUUGCAUCAUUCUUCAUUGUUACGAGAGACAAUGUAGAGACCGCCUGGCUGGAGAAACUCAUGCAGUUCCUAGUUAAUACACACUCGCCCAACCAGAUGCUGUUCACUUUGGAUGUUGUCAAGAGAGUGGUCGAGCAUAAAGACUGUAGUAUACAUCCAGAGGAUGGAGAUACAUAUGUGCCACCACCCGGUUGCAACACGUUUGUCAUCACCGACUUUGAUAGUACAACGGUCAAAGCGAUGUGUGUGAAGGCUCUCGAGUCUAAGUGGACCAUUCUUGUGUCCAAGUUCAAUGACAUUCUCGGGGCGUACACACCGCAACACGCGUCUGUUGUCAUCACGUUCCUGCAUUUAUGGGAGACGAUCAUCUCGGUCAAAGCCAAUCUUUCUGUCAUCGACACCAAGACGUUUUACUCGCAGCUAAACAAUCUCGUGGUAUUAUUGAAUGCCAACGUGCCAGGCGUAAUUUGGCGACAUUUGCUUAGACUCUUUAACGAGGUACUGUGCUAUGGUAGCACUCUGGCAUUACAAGAUGUACUACCGGACGAGCCAUGCUCCUUAGCGCACCUGAUCGUGCGCGCCGUCAAGGAUUGGCGUCUACUCGACGCGUUGCCGUACCGUCAUGGUUCUGGCAGGUUUGGUGGUGGCACCAGCGAGGGUGAUCGUCCUCUGCUGCAGAAAAUGGUGCUGUUAGUGCUGAAAAGCGUCGCCGUGACAGUACGGGAGACGCGCAGCGAUUCCAGUGACUCAUCCCUCGGUUCUGAAGUCGAGGAUCUCGACGAAGAUAUGGCGGUGAUCGAGAGGAGUAUCCGCGAGGUACUUCGUCAACUGGAUCAGUGCGUAAAGGCGUUGAUGCCCUUCCAUCCAGAGAUGCCACUGUCGCAAUGGGUCGUCCGGAUGUUUCAUGACCAGGAUGAUUUUCUCAUUGAGGGUAUGGUUUGCUGCCUGGAUGUUGCGGUGGGCUUAUUCUAUCGAGGUCCACCACAGAAUGAUCUAGGCCAGAUGCUCAGCCCUACAUUGACUUUUGUGCAAUUCAUCCAAGGUGUGUCGCACGAUCCGAGCAUUCUGCUGGAUCUUCUUGUCAGCAACGAGACUUGCUUUCUGUUGUAUCUCUUGCGAUUUCUCAAAUAUAUUAAGCGUAAUUGGAUUGAAUUCGUCAGGUGCUGCGGCCGUGAACUAGAUAACACCAUGACUAUACUGAUAAGACUACGACUAUCUAUUGAUCGGUUGGUGUCCAAGAAUCUGUUCCCCUAUAACAUUAUUCCGGUUCUUCGUCUACUUGAGAAAUGCGAGUCCUUUUACGAGGGUAACGUGGAGAACGGGUAAUCUCGUGUACAAACAUAAAAGAUGUUUGGAGAGAUUCGAAUCGUCACCAAGUCGACUGAGUUGUACAGAUUGCCGCAUACCGUCC